This is a messenger RNA of Porites evermanni, 5868 nucleotides long. NCBI's taxonomy places the organism in Eukaryota, Metazoa, Cnidaria, Anthozoa, Scleractinia, Poritidae. The record is from the annotation of a GenBank genome assembly.
AUGGCCUCCAGACGGUCGGAGAUUUAUAUCUCUGUGUUUAUUUUACUUCUUUUCUACUUUUCUGGCAUAGAUUGUGUCACUCCCUACGCCGAUAUUGUGCAGUAUAAAGAGGAGUACACCUUGCCGGAUUUACCUUACAGUUAUGAUGCUCUUGAACCGUUCAUUGACGAAGAGACAAUGCGUGUUCACCAUUUGGGUCAUCAUGCGGCCUACACAAAGAAACUGAAUGCGGCCUUGAAAAGCUAUCGUGAAUCGGUAUGUGAAAGAGAAUAACGUGUUGUCGCAUUAUAUGUUUUGUCGAUAGUUCUUGUUGGAACGUUUAUGAUGCAGAUGAAAAUAUCCUUGUGGAGAUAGCAUUUUUAAAUGGGCCAAUCUGCAGCGCAUUUAGCCCACCCCUCCCUACUCCCCCCACCCCACCUGUAUCCACUCUCCCCUAUUAUUACAGCGCUUAAGCAAAGGGUUUUUGAGUGAUGCAGCUCAACUGGAAAUGAGUCCUUUUCCCAAAAAUAUGUCUUCUAUUGCUGAGUCGUCUGCCUCUUAUAUAAGAGACAAUAAUGUGCCUGAAAAAUGUUGGCCAAACCACUGCCCAAGCAUGCAAAAAGUCAACUUCCUGUUGAUCAAUAACUGACUGACUGAUCUGUAUCGUGCAAAAACACAUUUGUUUAAGGGACCUAUGUAUUGACGACAUCAGGGCAGUGCACAGCUGCAGGAUUGGCUUCUCAGGAGAAAACAAUAAAAAACAUCAGUAACAAUACAUGUACAUCCUAACCAAAAAUUAUUAAGAGCUUCAUGCUAUCAAAGAUCCAGUAAAGAUUAGAGGUUUUUAAAGGGCUGUAUACUGUCUGGAGAGAUAAGGGAAAGGUAGGGGGACUUUAUUUUUAAGGCACUGAAAAUUCCAGGGGAAAGGGAGGGGUAUUGGUAUCUUUGAUCAAUCAACAAUAAUGAUCACCUGUCUCUGAAGGGGAAAAAGUGUCAGCACUUUUCUCUUUUUUUUUCCCAAGGGGUAUAAUUCCUUUAAGGGGUACAAAAGAUGAAAUUGACCCAAAGAAAGGUACAUGUAAUUGUAUGAUAACAAAAAAGACAAUGCCUUGAAGCAUUAUUUGAUAUAAGGUGACCAAUCAAGACUAAGCAAACCCUCUAUUACAAUUUCCAUUUUAGAACUCAAAAUUUAAUGGAAGCCUUCCUUCCCAGAUUUUUUUUUUUUAUUUUAAUCAUGUCACAUUCUUAAACCCCUAAAAACACCUUAAAACAUCUGUCUACAAAGAUGCUAAGAUGAUACAUUUUACAUUUUUUGAUAACAUAUUAUUUUAAUAGUGCAGAGUUAACUGUUACAAAUAAAUUUUCAGGGCACUCGGUCAUCAGUAGUUUCAAAGUCCAUCAUAGGAAUGUUACAUUUUGCCAGCUUUAUACCAUAUGACUGGAGGGAAAAAAUAAAAAACAAUGGUGGAGGGUGAGUCAUUGAUAGUCUUUGUUUUAUAUUUGGAUGUUAAAAGUAGGUUUUAACCUUCUUCUAACCAGGAACAGCGGAAACUUCCAGAAUAAUAAAAAUGAGCUGUUCAUUCUUCAGUCCUGCAGGCAAGCUUUUUCUCCAUCUCCCAUGCAUGGCCAUUGCACCUUGUUUUGCUUAUGAUUCACCACUCACAUUUUCUCAAAUGAAAAGCAUGCUUGACACAAGCUUUUUUUGUGUAGUCUUGUAAUAAAGUAGGUUUCCUGGUAAACUGGGAUCAAUCAAGCCGCAAUUCUCAAUCCAUGAUCUUUGAUCUUGUACAUGUACUAAACUACUCUAGGAAACCUAGUAAUGUAUCAGUAAAAGUGCAUGAUUCGUGUUGCUGAUACACUGUCACUGAAUGUCUGGAGUUUAGUAAGUAUGACUAAUUGCUGAAAAAUUUGUUAGCCAUUGCAUAACUUUUGUAGCAGCAGGGUUAGCUCAGUUGUUGGAGCCAGGAGGGCUUGACUGCAGAGUGGGAAGUCACGAGCUCAAUUCCCAGGGCCGGACUAACUCUCUCAAAACGACCAUAUAAAGUGGUGGUCUUGUCUUCAGUAGGGAACUUACUGCAAAUGACCUAAUAGAUGCCCACUUCUAAAUAAACACCUCUUAUCUAACAAACACCCCCUCUAUGCUGUUAUUGUAUUAGAUGCCCCUCUCUAAAUGUCCCCUGUCUUAUAGGCACCCCCUAUAACAAUUACUCCAAAGUACUAAGAAAUAACAGUUUCUUACUUGAUUAACAAGGCAUUGCGUAUUUCAUCUUACUCGACGUAAAGUUCAAAGUAAGAAUAGACAAACAAUGGCUGCAACACAAUAACCCUGAACGAGGAUCCUGACAUCGACGUUGGGAUUUGAAAGAGUGAUAUUGAUCUCUAGAUGGCUUAGAUGUCUCAAUUGAUGGAGUGAAUAUUCCUCUAUUUUAAAACUCUUUUGAUGUUUUUGCUGAAAGCAUAUUAGUUUGUUGAGCCCGUUACAGUUAUCAGAAUCAAUGCCUGUCUCUUUUAACGCGUCCUAUCUAUUAAACACCCCAGCUUGGACCCGUUAAAUUAAAUAGACACCCCAGACAUUUAUUACAUCAUUUACAGUAAAUAUGGUCACUUGUAGUGCCCUCAAUACCUUAAGACUAAGAAUUUAAUACAUUGGCACUCAAUUAGUGCAAUUUAACGGUAACAAUCUUGCAUGUUUCUGUGUCAGUUUGUGCUUAUUUGUGUAUUUAUGAGCUUCAGUGCCAAAUUAGUUGAAGUUGCUAAGUGCUUUUCUUCUCCUGUAUAAGCAGAUUCCAGCUGCAAGUUAAGCAACAAUACUAGUUACAGUAGGUUUGUUUGGGCCACAGGAGGGCAUGGGUCAGGAGGAUAGCUUAACCAAGCAGCUACUUGCAAAUUAAUGAUGUCACUUUUUCUGAGGUGUCUGUCUUAUAGAGGUGUCCAUUAUUAGCGAGUUAACUGACUGUAUAUUAUUUGUUUCUUUUAAGGUAUGUUAAUCAUGCUUUAUAUUGGUCAAUCAUGUCUCCAAACCCAAAUAAUGAAGAGAGAAGACCCGCUGGCAGAUUGGCCCAGCUGAUUGACGAGACUUUUGGCAGUUUCUCUAACUUUCAGCAAUCUUUUGAGAAUAAUGCUCUUAACAUUUUUGGGUCAGGUUACACAUGGCUAUGCUUUGACAGAGAACAUGAGGGCCUUAAAAUCCUUGGCACAUCAAAUCAAGACAGCCCUUUUAUGAUGGAAGGGCGGUACCCCAUCCUGGUGAUUGAUGUCUGGGAACAUGCCUAUUAUCUGAAACACCAAAAUCGCAGAGCACAGUAUGUGCAGGGAUUUUGGAAGGUCAUAAACUGGGAUGCUGUGAGCCAACUGCUGGAAUUUUGGCCAAAACAAGCAAGGCAUGAUGAGCUGUGAAUGUCACUGUGAUGGUUAAUGUUUUAUUCAGAAACCAGCAGCCAUGCUUUGAACUGUUUUGAUGAUAGUCCUAAAAUGUAAAAGCUAUGUCAACAGUACCCCGCGUGGCAAACAUUGAAAGGGGGGGGGGGGAGAAAGAAGGGAGGGGAACCUUUGGUGGCCAGGGUCCUGUCUCUCCAAAUUUCCAGUAAUUAGCAGGCUUUGAACGCUUUUAUACAUUUUUUUUGAUCGAGAUUUCAAUAGUUUUGUAGAUAAUAAUAAAGCUAUAAGUUUACAAAACAAAAUGGACUAUUUUAAUUGCUAGGUCCCAUGCUUUAAUUCGUUAGAUUUUGACUUACAUAAUUUUGGCGAAACAGGGAAGGGCUUGAGUAUUUGAUAUGUUCCUUUAGUUUAUUAUGUUUUAUUCCAAAAACCAAAAGCAAGUUUUUAAGUUUUUUGAGUGUUUGCCUGAAAAGGAAAAAGAUUGUCAAAAGGUCCCCGCCGGGCAAAAAUGUAAAGGGGGGGGGGGGAGAAAGAAGGGAGGGGAACCUUUGGUGGCCAGGGUCCUGUCUCUCCAAAUUUCCAGUAAUUAGCAGGCUUGGAACGCUUUUAUACAUUUUUUAUGAUCGAGAUUUCAAUAGUUUUGUAGAUAAUAAUAAAGCUAUAAGUUUACAAAACAAAAUGGACUAUUUUAAUUGCUAGGUCCCAUGCUUUAAUUCGUUAGAUUUUGACUUACAUAUAUGACUUCGAGCCCCAAAAGUUACAGGUACGUUCGAGAAACGGAUCCCUUGGGUCAAUUGAAUGGAUCUGUUGUUCUCUGACCGUAUCAGCGCUUUGAAAAAAAAUGUGUGAAUACAUUCCUAUAUUUGUAACCGCAGUGUUUGUGCUUUAUUACAAUCGAUUAGUAAGUGUAAUUUACGAGUUUAGCUGUUGUUUUCAAGCUCUAAAACAAUGGCUACACUUGCAAGUCACACAUUUGGAAUACAAAAGUGCUUUUAGACCCUGUUUACAUGGAGUGGGGGACCCCGGUUUAGUGGGGUAGGUUUCUUUUGUUUUGUGUCCCCCAGAGCGUGAAAACAAAAGAAACCAACCCCACUAGACUGGGGUCCCCCACUCCAUGUAAACAGGCCCUUAAAGCUCACACAGUCUUGCAGCGUUUUGUAGAACACGUUCUUGAAUUGUGGAAGGAAUCCCUCCAAGGUCCCUGGAGAUGAAAUUCUCGUUCAGAAAAGAAAAAAGGCCAAUGGUUAAAGUGAAGUUAACAACUUGAGUUAACUUGCAAAAAAUGCGCGAUAGACGUGAAAAGUUAAGACGGACAUUUAUAUGAGGAUAUUUCAAAAGAACCAGUUUUCCCCCGGUGCCUAACUGAAGUCCAGGGGCCAGUUUCUCGAAAGUCCCGAUAAUAAACGGGCUGUUCCCAGGGUCUCUCUCCUACCCGUGCUCUCUCGCUCCGUAGGAACGGGUAGGAGAGAACCCUGGGAACGAGGUUGGCCAUAAAGCUGCUGUUGUUUACUUUCAAAAUAGACAAUAACAGUAUAAAACUAUCAAUCAACAGAAUCAAAUGGACUGGAUUAUUAGAGAGAUUAAGAUUCACGUUUACGCGCCAAACGGCAAACGUCAGAUUCAUGUUGAGAUUGUCUCAGAAUAGAAAAUAAGCAGAUAAAAACUGUCCAGAACAAUUAGUAUGGAAAAAACUGGCGUGAAGCUACUUAUUUUUUGGUAGAAGUAGUAAAAAGUAAACGAAAAUUACGGGGAAAACCUGGUCACGUGGUACAAAUUCACGUUUGCCGUUUGGCGUAAAAGUGAAUCUUAAUCUCUCUAUUGACUAGCUAGGGCCCGCGCUUUUAUUCUCAAGGAGCUCGCACCAGUAGUUUAAAAGGUAGAUAGUGCUAUCCGCCGGAUAAAUCAUUAUCCACUGGAUAGCACCAUUGGUUUCCCUAAUACUCGUCCACUGGAAUAGUUAUUUAUCCGGUGGAUAGCGAUACCCCACGUUUGAACAACUGUGACCAGAUUUUGAUUUGAAUAUUUAGCUCAGGGCCCGAAAAGUAACUGGGACUUUUAAGAAAAUGGCCCGGUUGCAUAAAGAAAUUUCCGCUUAAUUUACGUUCUUCUCAUUUUUCUGAAGAAUUUUCUCUUGCUCACUUUGUGUUUGUUAUUUUUCGUUUAUCCGUCCUGUUCCGAGUUACCCGUUUAUAAUACAAGAGACUUCCUUGAAACGAAGGAAUUCGAAAUGCUGCAGAAAAUUCAUUUGCAAUGACUUAAUCUGUGAAAGGUUUGAACCCAGGAGUCAUUUCAAAAGGUUGAGUUUGAUCGUCCGAGUGAACGUAGUCCUGAAUAGGACUGUUGUUGUUGACAGUGACGGACGUUUCGACGACCUGUGCGGUAGUCAUCUUCAGAGUCAAUCUGAAGUCAGCGGUAGUCAUCUUCAGAGUUAAUCUUGAGUCUCUUUAUCAGCCGAGAACUCCAAUUCUUUUUAUUCCAUUUUUAAGUUUUGCUCAUCUGCAGGGCCGACUG